Messenger RNA from Zophobas morio, 1551 nucleotides. Its product is annotated as protein spinster-like. The record is from RefSeq and is a predicted model, not a curated record. The coding region runs from base 1 to 1551 and encodes 516 amino acids. NCBI's taxonomy places the organism in Eukaryota, Metazoa, Arthropoda, Insecta, Coleoptera, Tenebrionidae. Gene Ontology annotation, cellular component: membrane. Gene Ontology annotation, molecular function: transmembrane transporter activity. The transcript is spliced from 3 exons. Gene Ontology annotation, biological process: transmembrane transport.
AUGGAAUUCCUGCGAAACACCUCCAGGACUUCCGCGACCACCGAGCACGUGUCCUGGCACAAGUGGGUCGACGUGUGCAUCCUUAUCUUCAUCAACUUCUGCAACUACAACGACCGCUACAGCCUCGCCGGCAUCCUCAUCGACGUCCAGGCCGAGUUCGACAUCCGGAACGAAGCCGCCGGGCUCAUCCAGACGCUCUUCAUCGUCCCCUAUACCCUCUCUGCUCCCGUCUUCGGCUUCUUCGGCGACCGCUACAACCGCAAGUACAUCCUGGCUUUCGGGGUGGGCCUCUGGAACGCCGCCACAGUCGCCUGCUCCUUCUCCAACACCUACUGGCUCUUCCUGCUCUUCCGCUCCGUCAUGGGUCUCGGUCAAGCGUGCUUCACUACCGUGUCGCCGUCCAUCAUCAGCGACCUCUUCGUGGGCGACAGGCGCUCCCGCCUGCUCGCCAUCUUCUACACCGCCAUCCCCGUGGGCAACGGCAUGGCCUACGUCGUGGGUGCUCAGGCGACCGAGCUCCUCGGGACUUGGCGCUGGAGCCUGCGCGUCCCCGUGUUCGUGGGCGUGAUGAACGUGCUACUGAUCCUCUUGGUGCUGCGACACCCCCAGCGCGGCGAAGUGGAGGGCCGCCACAUGUCGGCAACGCCCUGGACCAAGGACUUGGUGUACCUGCUCACGAACAAGAGCUUCAUGUUCUGCACCCUGGGCUUCACUGCGGUGGCCUUCACGGCGGGCGUUACCACCUGGUGGGCGCCGAAGCUCAACGUGCUGGGUUUCCGGUUGCACCGGCCGGACGUCAAUCAGUACACGGAGAGCUCCCUCUUCGGCAUAGUCAGCAUGGUGUCGGGCUUUCUGGGGCUGCUCAUCGGGUACGUGGCCACGUUCCAGGCGAAGGAGUCGUACCCACCGGUGGACCCGCUGGUGUGCGCCGUGGGGCUGGUGAUCUCGGCGCCGCUGAUGACCGGCGCCACCUACGCUUCCAUGAGCGACAGGAUCACGACGUACGCGCUGCUGUUCGGGGGGUUCGUGUUCAUGAACUUGAACUGGGCUCUCACGGUGGAUAUUUGCAUGAACGUGGUGGUGCCGUCGAGGAGGGCGCUCGCAAUGGGGAUGCAGUUGUUGAUAGGGCACACAUUCGGGGACGCGGGCAGUCCGUCCCUGACGGGCUUGAUUUCGGACAGGCUCUACGACCACUACCAGGAGGUGGAGGAGAAGGAGACCAACGAGUUUUACUCGUUGCAGCACGCGUACUUCCUGGGGAUGGCGGUGGAGUUGCUAGCGGGGGUGUUCUUUUUUUUAAACGCGGCGUUCAUCAUGAAGGACUUACUCAAAAUAGACGAGGGCGCGCAAAACGAAGAACAGGCUGAAGCAGCGAAAUCGCAGGCCAACAGUACCGACGACGCCGGGACAAAGAAACAUUCUUGGAAGGAAGACCCAUGGGAAGUUAUAAUCAUCAAAACGAUCAAAUUUGAGCAUUACACAGCCCUCACGUGGUCCAUGACCAUCGUUAUCAAUGACCUGCAGUUGUCAGUGUAUGACUGGGGCUUCUAG